Molecule: messenger RNA, 2146 nt
Organism: Cyprinus carpio (common carp)
Lineage: Eukaryota; Metazoa; Chordata; Actinopteri; Cypriniformes; Cyprinidae
Product: interferon stimulated exonuclease gene 20 like 2
Cellular component (GO): nucleus
Molecular function (GO): 3'-5'-RNA exonuclease activity; nucleic acid binding
Source: RefSeq, a predicted model, not a curated record
CAAAUGAAAUGUUCGAAAGAUUCGAACUUCCCAUAAACCGUUAAACUCCGACCCGGAAGUACAUAGGCAGUCACACGUACGACAUGCUUGUUUUGAACGCAAUAAUACGACAAAAAAUAUCAAAGAUCGACAUUUUGGAGCAAAUAAUGAGUAAAAGAACACCAAGAAGACACCUGCUGUAAUCAACCUUUGAGGAAGUACAAGAAUGUCAGGGCUUAUGUUGAACCUGGUUUAUGAGCCUAGUAGUGGAGGCAAAUCAGAUAAAUCCAGAGGAAAUGCUAAGCAUGAGCGUUUCCUUGGAAGGAGACAUUACCUGGAGCACAAGGGUUUGUUAAAAGAGAAACAAAAUCAAAAGAGAAACAAAAAGAACAAGCAGAAAAAUAAAAAAAAGUUAUUAAACACGCAGCACAAUGGAGGCGAUCAGUCAAAACCAAGUGCUAUUUUUCCAAAAUUUACCUCUUAUCUGCCUAAUAAGACAAGUGAGCCUUCUAGUUCUGCGCAGACGUUUUCAAGGAAAUCCACAUUUUCAUUUCCUUCCACUGCCUCCACAUCUCAGAGGCAUCCGACAGACCAAGCGGCACCCCGCACACUCGGACCUUUAAAAUACGUGGCAAUGGACUGUGAGAUGGUGGGAACAGGACCGAAGGGGUGUCGCAAUGAACUCGCCCGCUGCAGUAUUGUAUCCUACGAGGGUGAUGUGAUUUAUGAUAAAUAUAUCAAACCCAUCUACCCAGUGACAGAUUUCCGCACUCGCUGGAGUGGAAUCAGGAGGCAGGACCUACUCCAUGCCAUACCCUUUGAUCAGGCACAGAAAGAGAUUGUGAAGAUAAUAACAGGGAAAGUGGUUGUGGGCCAUGCCAUCAAUAAUGACUUCAAGGCCUUAAAAUAUUUCCAUCCUGCUUGCCAAACACGAGAUACGGCACGGAUUCCACUGCUAAACCAGAAAGCUGGGCUGCCUGAGAAUGAAAUGGUGUCUCUGAAGAGGCUCACUAAGGCUAUUUUCAAAAAGGACAUACAGACAGGGAAGGGAGGCCACUCAUCAGUAGAAGAUGCCAAAGCCACCAUGGAACUGUACAAAGUAGUGGAAAGCAUGUGGGAGCAAAAACUCUCAGCUUCAGCUAAAGCAGUGGAUCUAGCUCUGAAUCAAAAAACAUAAGAGUUUUUUAAAGAAAAUAUUUUUUACUUCCCACCUUUUAUAUCAGCAAAACAUCUCAGCAGUGCUAGGUUUUAAAUUCCACUAGGGGGCUCUUCAGUUUCUGUAAAAGAAAAGUAUUUUAAGUAAAAUAUUUUGGUUUGUUGGCUAUUUAAAGUAAUUAGGUUGCAGAUAAUUAGACUUUAUGCUAACUGUACACAUGGUGUUUUGAGUUAUGUUCAGAAUUUUACAGAAAGUAAAAAAAAUAAUAAUAAUAAUUGCCCUCGCUGUUCCACUCUCCGGCUGUCUGUCUUUCUGAUGUCUUCUGAACAGGACGAGUCAGCAUUCCUCUUCUUCUAUGAAUUCAACACCAUCACAUGAAUAACUGUUCCUCCUGUAUUUAACUGUCCAAAUGAACAGGGCCUCAACUACCAUCCUUGAGAUUACAGUCAAAGUGUUUUUUCUUCCAAACCCACUCAAUCAUCAGUCAGUCUGUGUUUAAGAGUCCAGUCACACAACAUUGGUGAUGUUUGGGAAGCAGAUAGAUGUUUUUUGCCCACCAGUUUCCCAGCAGCUGAACAAGCUCGUAUUGGACUGAUUUUUAGUCUUACUUGGGAUUCUAUUUUGCAUAAUCAGAAGGUUUCAAUCUAACAAACUGUAGAACACAACCUGAUACUUGCAUUGCAUGCAGUAAUCUCCCUUUUUGCAUCUUUUUUGUAUGUUUAAGGAUAAUUAUUCUCUAAAAUAUGCUAAACUGAUUUAACAUAGAACAUUUAGGCCCACAUAUUUAGAGUUGCUGUAAAAACUUUUAGUGCAAAAGGGUUCUCUGAUGACAACUGUUAUAUAUUAUCUGUGAGGUUUGCCUCAGCCACCAGUGUCUUAUUCUAAAACAUGGAUGUUUUUGACAUUAUAGUUCAAGUCUGUAAUUUUUAUUGUUAAUCUUUGUAUCAUACCAACAUUAAGUUUGAUUGUGUCACCACAUUAAAAAUAAACCAGAUUGCCAUCAGCUCUUAA